This is a messenger RNA of Alternaria rosae, 1294 nucleotides long. RefSeq lists its product as uncharacterized. The transcript has a single exon. The record is from RefSeq and is a predicted model, not a curated record. The coding region runs from base 397 to 1062 and encodes 221 amino acids. Gene Ontology annotation, molecular function: protein binding. Lineage: Eukaryota; Fungi; Ascomycota; Dothideomycetes; Pleosporales; Pleosporaceae.
CCAAACAGUGACAUUUCCUUAUUGCGCCGGCCUGACUUCGGUGUCCGAGGGCUUGCACCAGCUGUUCAUUCGCGCGGUCCGUAGACAAGUUCACGUAAACAUUAAAGAUGUGCAAUAUUGAUAGGGUUGAAUAGAGUUUGGCAUGUAUUUCGCAGAUGCAUGAUGAUGAAAGUCAAGAUGUUAGUCGAUCUGGGGCCGGGAUGGCAGCUAGCCGCGCGAUGAGGAGCGCCACAGGGAAAGUCUCCGCAUCUCCGCCCACCACGUCAUUUUUAGAUUUGCAGACAGAAUUGCGCGUACUCGAAUGCGCAGCACCCGCGAUCGUCCAACACGCCCAGAAUACCGAGGGUACCGAAACAGACGCCCGGCACUUCCGACCAGCCUCACGCGCAGCCCACCAUGGCGCUUCCAGCACCAACCAUCGAUCUCCUCCUCAACCUCAUCGACACGCGCCCGCAGUCCAUCCUCUCCUCGCUCGAGCAGCAUCCACACCUAGCCUCUGCCCGCGAUGCCCACGGCUACUCGCUAGUCCAUGCCGCAGCCUCCUACAACCAACUUGCCGUGCUGCGCGACCUGGUCCAAAAAUACAAUGCCGACGUCAACAUCACCGACGAAGACGGUGAAACACCCCUCUUCGCGACCGAAAAGACCGAAGUAGCAAAAUGCCUUGUUGAGGAACUAGGCGCAGACACAAAGAUACAAAACCAAGAGGGCCAGACAGCAGAGGAAAAGAUUGGCGAAGAGGAGGGCGAGACACAUGAAGUUUACCAGUACCUCAAGAGUCUACGCACCGGCGACGAACCAGCUGCACCGGGCGUCAUAGAGACUGAGGGUGUUCACCCGCCGCCUCCCCUGCCCGAUGGUGUCAAGGUCAAUGUGGGCACCAUGGAAGAAGAUGCUGUCGAUGCGCCGGAUCCCGAGAUACGGAGGCGCAUUGAGGAGCUUGCAGCACGAGAAGACUACGAUUCUGAGGAGGUGCAGGCGCAGUUGAGGGAGUUAGUGCAGGAUGUUGUUGGGGGCAUGGGUGCUGAUGGUGACAGAAGUGUUAGGCGGAGGGUGGAUUGAAGAAGACAGAAAAAAUGCGCAGUGGGGAUGUAUAUGGCCGACUCGUCACAGCGCACCAGACGACCAGACGUGACCCGCGCAACACCAUACAUAAAAACGUCGAAUACGAGAUAGGACCCUCCGAACCGAUUCUCGUUCGACUUGUCCUGAAUACAGUUCAGCACACGCUGUGUGCACAGCCUCUCGGGAUGGUGUGCCUGAAGUUACCAUGUUCAUCUACAACUGGCAUAAC